Anoplophora glabripennis (Asian longhorned beetle) is the source of this 664-nucleotide messenger RNA. Its product is annotated as natterin-4-like. NCBI's taxonomy places the organism in Eukaryota, Metazoa, Arthropoda, Insecta, Coleoptera, Cerambycidae. The record is from RefSeq and is a predicted model, not a curated record. The transcript is spliced from 4 exons. The coding region runs from base 89 to 529 and encodes 146 amino acids.
GGAGGGUAGGUAGUUCUAUAUAUACUAUGGCAGGUUGUUUACCUGGAUCUUCAUAUUUCCAUUGAUAUCAGUUCACUGCACACUUCAAAUGGCUGCUUACUACUGGGUUGACACCGUUGCUCGUGGUGGCAUUCCAACCACCGCCUUGCACGGUGGCGUAGACAUCGACGGACACCAGAUUUACGUCGGUAGGGCUUUCCACGAUGGGGACUGGAUCCCCGCCAAGGUCAUUCCAGGAAAACACGUAGCGUACGUUGCUUAUAACGGGGAAGAAAUCGGCGUGGACAAUUUUCAGGUGCUUUGUGAGCAACGUUUCGAUUGGGUCCCAACCAACGGUGGAGACAUUCCACCGGGUGCCGUUGAAGGGGGCAGAACGUCGGACGGGGAACCGUUGUUUAUCGGCAGAGUAGAGCAUGAGGGUUCGCAAACUGUUGGCAAGGUUCAUCCCAGCCAUGGAGUUCUCUAUAUUCCAUUCGAUGGGAAGGAACUUGCUUAUCCAAAUUAUGAAAUCUUAGUUCUUAGACCUUGAGUUGUAGCGUUUAGGCUAAGGGGAUCAGUAGUAGAUGAUCAAUUGAGUUUUUUUCGCAAUAAGUGUUUUUUAUAUAUAUUUUUCCUUUGCAAUUCUGAAAUAUUUAAGACAUUUACUAUAAAUAUAUAUUUUUUA